GGGCUGUCACUGCGGCGGAGUCGCGGCGGCGCCGCCAUCGCGGGCAGAUGCAGGCGAUCAAGUGUGUGGUGGUGGGCGACGGAGCUGUAGGGAAGACCUGCUUGCUGAUCAGUUACACCACGAAUGCCUUUCCUGGAGAGUACAUCCCCACUGUGUUUGAUAACUAUUCUGCCAAUGUCAUGGUAGAUGGAAAGCCAGUGAAUCUCGGCCUCUGGGAUACAGCAGGACAGGAGGAUUAUGACCGACUGCGGCCUCUUUCCUAUCCACAGACGGAUGUUUUCUUGAUCUGCUUCUCCCUUGUGAGUCCAGCCUCCUUUGAGAAUGUCAGAGCCAAGUGGUACCCUGAGGUCCGACACCACUGCCCAAAUACACCUAUCAUCUUGGUGGGCACCAAGCUGGACUUAAGGGAUGAUAAGGACACCAUUGAAAGGUUACGUGAUAAGAAGCUGGCUCCCAUCACCUACCCCCAGGGUUUGGCCAUGGCUCGGGAGAUUGGCUCGGUAAAGUACCUUGAGUGCUCUGCCCUGACACAGCGGGGCUUGAAGACGGUGUUUGAUGAAGCCAUCCGGGCUGUGCUCUGCCCGCCGCCCGUGAAGAAGCCUGGCAAAAAGUGCACCAUGUUCUGAGGGCUGUGGCCUAGGUGCUGGCUCAGCAUGCUGUUGUCCUCCGACAGAUUGCGUAUUAGCUGGGUGUUUCUGGAGGGGGCUGGGAUGUGUAGGGCCCUUCAUCAUGUACGAAGUCAGUGUUUUUUAAAUGUCUCUUUGAUUUAACGUCAGUGUUGAUGUGAAGGGGCAGUGGGGGCAGGAGACUAGCUGGGGGCUGUACAGCCCUCAGGAAAGUACAAUGGGGAAGGCAAGAUAGCUCCUUGGGGCAACAGGCUGUUUUGGCUCUCCUGAACUCCAAGCUGAAAGGGCUGAGAAACCCAUCCUGUGCUGGAAACACCUGUGUUUCAUCUGCGGUGUGACACGUGCUGAAGAUCCUUGUGGGAGUGGGAAGGAAGCUGAUGUAAGUGGUGGUGAAUGACGAGAGCAGCUGGAAGAGUAGAAGGGUCUCCUUGCCCAGCCUCCUGUGGCUAACAGUUAACAAAUUGGUGCUCUAUCAGAUACGUGCCUGAGACUGUUGAAGGAAUCAUAACCAGCCCCAGAAAGGGGUCAAAGUAAACGAAAUGUGAAGCUGAAGAACUAAUCAUUAGGUGCUUAAUUGGAUACUAGCCAAACUCAGUGAGUGAAACAGCCUUGUGCAAUCAAUGCAUUUGCCUUUUUGUGUGCACACCCUAGGACAGCAUGGUGCUGCUCCCCCCCAUCAGUCUUUAGCAGGGCCUCCCCCCACAAUCCAGUCUCUGCAGAGCAGGGCUGAGGUUGUUGCCUCUGUUUUGUUUUUUUCUACUAAAGAGAGCAAAGGAAGCAAUGAGGUGUCUGCUAACUUCUUCUUUCCCUUCCCAAGGAAAAUGCAGGCAGGCUUUAUGGGUUUGGAUGGAACAGGGAAAGCUUCUGAAGGGUUGUGUUUGUAGGGGGGAAUAGGGUUGGAAGAAAGACAGAUCCAAUUUCUAAUCAUCAUGUAGAGUGAUAAGAUAAAACCUUAUUUGGUGCAAUAAACAUUCUCCAUGACAGCA
Molecule: messenger RNA, 1612 nt
Organism: Centrocercus urophasianus (Greater sage-grouse)
Lineage: Eukaryota; Metazoa; Chordata; Aves; Galliformes; Phasianidae
Gene: RAC3
Product: Rac family small GTPase 3
Exons: 6
Coding region: 48-626 (192 amino acids)
Biological process (GO): motor neuron axon guidance; regulation of cell shape; cortical cytoskeleton organization
Cellular component (GO): cell projection; cytoskeleton; plasma membrane
Molecular function (GO): protein kinase binding; GTPase activity; GTP binding
Source: RefSeq, a predicted model, not a curated record